This is a messenger RNA of Daldinia childiae, 870 nucleotides long. RefSeq names its product Tetratricopeptide repeat protein 1. Gene Ontology annotation, molecular function: protein binding. The coding region runs from base 1 to 870 and encodes 289 amino acids. Lineage: Eukaryota; Fungi; Ascomycota; Sordariomycetes; Xylariales; Hypoxylaceae. The record is from RefSeq and is a predicted model, not a curated record. The transcript is spliced from 3 exons.
AUGGCCGGCUCACCAGAGACGGCGGGAAAGGAACCUGAUAAAACCACAAUAGAUAAUACAAAUCAAGACGCUGAGGAUGAGUUGACAGCUCCCGAAAGGUUUCCGCCCGAGGAAGAAGCUAGCCUUUUAGGGGAAUCCAACGAUAAAAAGUCGGAAGCGAACGCGCUGUUUGCCUCAGCCAAGUACGAGAAUGCUAUUACGAAAUACGAAGAAGCGGCUUCAGUUUGUCCACACUACUUAGACUACGAGCUUGCCGUUUUAAAAUCCAACAUUGCUGCAUGCCAUCUGAAACUAGAACAAUGGAAGGAAGCUAUCAAGGCAGCCACCGACUCCAUUAACGGCUUGGAUCGCCUAGAAAAAAAAGAAGCUAGCCAGAAGGAGAUCGAAGAAAAGCAAAAACAAGCAAAUGCCGAAGAAGAUGAAGUUGAAGAGGAGAUCGUCAGCUCGGGGGCCCAAAAAAGCGCUCCCGCCGCGAAGAAAGAAACCGCCGCCGAGAUUGAGAGGCAGAAAAAGCACAAUGACAUCCUUAGGAUUAGAGCGAAAGCUUUGAUGAGACGAGCUAGGGCGAGAAGUGAACUUGGGGGGUGGUCAAACCUCUCCAGUGCUGAAGAAGACUACAAGACACUAUCGACCAUGACAAACCUCAGUGCUGCGGACAGGAAGAUUGUUCAAACGCAAUUAAUAAUGCUUCCUUCAAGAACGAAGGCCGCCCAGGAGAAGGAGAUGUCAGAGAUGUGGGGAAAAUUGAAGGAUCUUGGAAACGGAAUAUUGAAGCCCUUUGGUCUCAGCACGGACAAUUUCAAUAUGGUAAAAGAUGAGAAGACCGGCGGUUACAGCAUGAACUUCUCCCAGAACGGCGCGAGCCAAUAA